This is a messenger RNA of Triticum aestivum (bread wheat), 733 nucleotides long. RefSeq names its product zinc finger protein 2-like. The transcript has a single exon. The coding region runs from base 64 to 513 and encodes 149 amino acids. The record is from RefSeq and is a predicted model, not a curated record. Lineage: Eukaryota; Viridiplantae; Streptophyta; Magnoliopsida; Poales; Poaceae. Gene Ontology annotation, biological process: negative regulation of abscisic acid-activated signaling pathway.
UCCUUCUCCACACACUCCCGCCCGCGCGCACCAUCUUCGACGUGCCGGCUCCGGCCAUCGACUAUGGAGGGCCAGGCGCCGCAGUCGCACCAGCUGCUGCUGCACGGCGUCAGACUCGAACUCCGCCUCAACCCCACCACGCAACAGCGAGACGGCCGGCUCCCGGCGUCCCCCUCUGCGGCUGCAGUCGCCGCGGAGCACCAGCGCGGCGGCGGGCGGGAGACCUUCUCCUGCAACUACUGCCACCGCAAGUUCUUGAGCUCGCAGGCGCUCGGCGGCCACCAGAACGCCCACAAGCUCGAGCGCACCCUCGCCAGGCGCAGCCGCUACGCCGACGCCACGCCUUCCUCCCCGGCCGUCGCCCACCGCUGGCUGCACGGCGGCGGGGAGCUCUGGGGCUACGCUACUUCACCCGCGGCGAGCAUGGGCGGCUGGGCUGGCACUCGCAGCACCAAGACGGCCGGCGGGGAGGCCACGGCGGAGAAUGAGAUAGACUUGUCGCUCAAGCUCUGAGCACCGCCACGGCCGGCGGGGAGGCGGUGGAGUUCAUAUAUUCGAGCGGCACUACCUGCAUGCGCCAGCGUGUCAACAAGUACCACUACUACUAGUGUUCUUAAUUGUUGCAAGCACCCGGUGAUUAAUUAACUAUUGAGUACCUACCUAGUGCAAUGGAUUGUUUCAGCUCAUCAAUUAAUUUUAUAUGUGUACGCUAAAAUGGAUUAAAAAGCUACUC